Messenger RNA from Neofelis nebulosa (Clouded leopard), 2262 nucleotides. RefSeq names its product transmembrane protein 38B (gene TMEM38B). Gene Ontology annotation, cellular component: membrane. Gene Ontology annotation, biological process: potassium ion transmembrane transport. The transcript is spliced from 6 exons. The coding region runs from base 134 to 877 and encodes 247 amino acids. Lineage: Eukaryota; Metazoa; Chordata; Mammalia; Carnivora; Felidae. Gene Ontology annotation, molecular function: potassium channel activity; identical protein binding. The record is from RefSeq and is a predicted model, not a curated record.
AGGGCGCACGCGCAGGCUCCUCCUGGUCGCGCGGGAGGGCGCGCGUCUGCGGCGACCCCCUCCCCCACCCCUCGCCGCGCCCGGCAGGAACCGGUCGCCGGGUUUGCUUUGGCUGCCGGGGUCCGUCGUCGUCAUGGACUCGCCGUGGGAUGAGCUGACCCUUGCCUUUUCUCGCACGUCUAUGUUCCCCUUUUUUGACAUCGCUCACUACCUGGUGUCUGUGAUGGCGCUGAAGCGUCAGCCGGGAGCUGUGGCAGUGGCACGGAAGAAUCCUCUUUCAAGCUGGUUCACUGCUAUGCUCCAUUGCUUUGGUGGAGGAAUUUUAUCCUGUGUAUUGCUUGCGGAGCCUCCGUUGAGGUUUCUUGCAAACAACACUAAUAUAUUACUGGCAUCUUCGAUCUGGUAUAUUACAUUUUUUUGCCCAUGUGACCUAGUUUCCCAGGGCUAUUCUUUCCUACCUGUUCAACUCUUGGCUGCGGGAAUGAAGGAAGUGACCAGAACUUGGAAAAUAGUAGGUGGAGUCACACAUGCAAAUAACUAUUACAAAAAUGGCUGGAUAGUCAUGAUAGCUGUUGGAUGGGCCCGAGGUGCAGGUGGUAGCAUUAUCACGAAUUUUGAGCAGUUGGUAAAAGGAGGUUGGAAACCAGAAGCUAAUGAAUGGCUGAAGAUGUCCUACCCUGCCAAGGUAACCCUACUGGGGUCAGUUAUCUUCACAUUCCAGCACGCCAAACACCUGGCAGUAUCAAGGCAUAAUCUUAUGUUCCUUUAUACCAUGUUUCUUGUGGCCACAAAGGAACCAAGAAUAUACGAUGGGGGAAGGAUGGUCUCUUCAAUAAAUGGUGUUGGGAAAACUGGAGAGCCACAUGGAAAAGAAUGAAACUGAAAUACUGUCUUAUACCAUACAUAAAAAUUAACUCAAAAUGGAUUAAAGACCUGAAACCAUAACACUCCAGGAGAUGAAAAUAUACUGGUAAGCUCCUUGACAUCAGUCUUGGUGAUUUUUUUUUUGGAUCUGACACCAAAAGCAAAGACAAAAAAGGCAAAAAUAAAUAAGUGGAACUACAUUAAAUUGAAAAAGUGUACAGCAAAGAAAACUGUCAGCAAAAUGAAAAGGCAACCUACUGAAUAGGAGAAAAUAUUUGCAAAUCAUGUAUCUGAUAAGUGGUUAAUAUCCAAAAUACAAAAAGAACUCAUACAACUCAAUAGCAAAAAGCCAAACAAUCCAAUUUAAAAAUGGACAGUUCUGAAUAGACAGACAUUUUUCCGGAGAAGACAUACAGAUGGCCAGCAGGUACAUGAAAAGAUGCUCAGCAUCACUCCUCCUCAGGCAAUGCAAAUCAAAACCACAAGGAGAUAUCAGAAUGUCAGAAUGGCUCUUAUCCAAAAGACAAGAAAUAACAAGUGUUUAUGAGGAUCUGGAGGACGGGGAACCCUUGUGCACUGUGGGUGGGAAUGGAAGUUGGUGCAGCCACUGUGCAAAACAGUUUGGAGGUUCCUCAAAAAAUUAAAAAUAGAACUACCUUAUGAGCUGGUAAUUCCACUCUGGAUACUUAUCUGAAGAAAUUGAAAUAAUUCAAAAAGAUAUAUGCAUCCCCAUGUUCACUGCAACAUUAUUUACAAUAGCCUGGAUAACAGAAACAAUGUGUCAGUUGGUGGAUGAAUAAAGAAGAUGUAAAACACACACACAUACAUACUGGAAUAUUGCUCAGCCGUAAAAAGAAUGAAAUCUUGCCAUUUGCAACAACAUGGUUGCAUCCUGAGGGCAUUAUGCUAAGUGAAAGAAGUUAGAAACAAAUACUACAUGAUUUCACUUACAUGUGAAAUCUAAAAAAAACAAAUGAACAAACAAAACAAAACUCAAAUAUAAGGAAUAGAUUGGUGGUUGCCAGGAGCUGGGGAUGGGGGGAGUGAAGGAUGAAGGAACUCAAAAACUACAACCUUCUAGUUACAAAAUAAGUCAUGGGGAUGCAGUGUGAAGCAUGGUGACUGUAGUUAAUCAUAGUGUAUUGCAUAUUCAAAAGCUGUUAAGAGAAUAAAUCUUAAAAAGUUUUCAUCACACAAAAGCUUUGUAACCAUGUAUGGUGACCUGUUGUGGUGAUCGUUUUGCAAUAUAUACAAAUAUUGAAACAUGUUUUACACCUGAAACUAAUAUGUCCAUUAUACCUCAAUAAAAAAAAUUUUUAAACAGUAAAUAAGAAUGUGUUUUUGAUCUUUCUCUCUUUUAAAAUUUACUUUCUCCUCUCAGUUUUGAGAAACAGAAGA